Molecule: messenger RNA, 390 nt
Organism: Colletotrichum phormii
Lineage: Eukaryota; Fungi; Ascomycota; Sordariomycetes; Glomerellales; Glomerellaceae
Exons: 2
Coding region: 1-390 (129 amino acids)
Source: RefSeq, a predicted model, not a curated record
AUGUCUUUCUAUGAGGGAGACAGCCGCACCGGCCCCCAGCCAGCGCCGCCACCACGAGCCCUCCAACCCGGCGAGAUCGGAGCCAUCAUCGGCACCGUGACCGUCUUCAUUGGCGUCGUCGGGGCGCUGUUCUUCUACCGCACACACAAGGCCAAGAGGCGUCGGGCGGAGCACGGCGAGAGGGUCGACGACGACGACGAACAUCGACUGCACGAGACGAGGCACCAUAAAACCGAAGACGGGCUAUUCGGGGGAAGGAAAGUGGUGACGAAACCGCUCCCGGCGAGGAAAAAGACGUGGGACCCCUAUGAAGGGGCGAAGACGGAUGAGUCGGAUGCUGAGAGAGGAGAGAGCCAUGAGAUGCGCACCCAGGAUAGGGUGCGAUCAUAG